ACGGUUACGUUCCCCCGAAUCCUACACCACUGGUAAACGCGGCUUUAAAACACAGGUAUAGUUUCAGGUAAUCAUCUGACCCCUGGCAUUCUUUUAUUGUUAUUUAGUUUACCGGUUUUUCACCCGAUCUUCAGCGGCUUUAGUUCGUUUUACGUCUUGCACUGCCAAGUUUGUGGCUGUCUUACUUGUUGGCUAUCAUUUAUUUUUGUUUAUUUACAUCCAUUUUGGUUGAUAAAAAAUUAAAUUAAGUGGGAGGACAAUGGACAGAUUUAGUCGGUUGGAUAGACAAGAGGCGGGCAGCAGCUCGAUGAGAUACGAAGAGCGACAAGGAACUUCCGCGACAAUUGAUGAAGAAGAUGAGGACGACGAGCAAGAUGAGGAGGAAGAUCACGAGGAUGAUGACGAAUGGUGGGCUAGUGACAGCGGGUCUUCAAGCGGUUCUUAUUAUUCUGACAGCGAGAGUUGCAGUGACAGUUCAUAUGCCGAGUGGGAGUUGGAUAUAGGGCCCUUGGGUGAAGUAUUUUAUAUUGAAUCAUUGUCCGAAGCUCCUGGGAGUAAUAAAAAACCCGAGAAGCCCGAGUCCCCGCCGCCGGAAUUAAAAAGGAAACGGAGUACUCGGGCGGGUAAGCUGAUGCGAUUGAUCAGGAGGCGCGAAAGCAAGAGGUACAGUAAGCGCAAUAAAAAUUAUAAAGGUACUGAUGCCAAACAGGAGGGCAAUGCUCCUAAGGAAGGGAGUAAAGAAGUUAAAUUUCAAGACUACCAGGCAGGUGAAAUUAAGGAAGUGAUGCUAUGGGUGGAUCCAGAGCGACGCCACAAGUUGGGUCGACGUGCGACCAUGUGCGAAGCCUACUUAGGAAUAGUACCGGGGGAUUUUUCUGACAAGGUCCGGGUGAUGGUGGCAGGUUUCAUACCCAAUGGAGAAGCUAUUAAAAAUAAAAAUAUUAAAAUAGGAGACUGGUUGAGGAGUAUCAACAACUGCGACGUGUCGGCGGAUAACCUGGAGCAGCUUCUUGGGGAAAUAACCACGCCGAUGAGUGUUAAGUUGCAGCUCCAGCGAGUUGCUGGUAUAGAAGUGACCGAAGAAGCUCCUUCGAGUGUACCAAGACAGUCUGCGCGAGUACGUCGUCUUGUUGACCGAGAGCGCAGUAAAAAGUUCAUGGACGCUCUGCUGGAUUAUUCAUUUGGAGUCAUUUAUUUACAGACCUCCGGACUCUCGGAAACGGGGCCCGAGAUGCAGGGUGUCUUGUAUACGUAUCCGCGCUCGGAAAAUAAAUCUCUGCACUCUAUUUUGUGUACAGCUCGCGGCGCCUUUGUUACACUAAACCAUCUGCUGCCUGAUACUUUCAGCUCCAGCCCCUCGAGCACGACGAUUUCAGUAGGAAGUGAGCAAAUUCAUGUGUUAUAUGUCGCGCGUGAUGAUGAACUCCUUUUGCUGGCGGUUCCUGAACGCUGGUACAGUCUCAAUGAGUCGCGAGAGCUGCUUGGAGAUAUCGUAAGGACUCUUGAAUUUUCUUACGCGACUUUGAAUAAAUGUUUUGCUGAUGAGUACAAUCAUUUGGAGCUGGAUCACAUGUUUUAUUUAGCAUUCACGCGGUUACUUGGCAUCGACAACGAUGAAGAGCCAGUUGACGAUGAAGUGUACCAGCUAAAGAGUGCGAUUGAGAGGCGAGAAAAGUGUGAGUUCGAGAGAAUAGUCGCUGCGGCGCAUCACGUCCAGCUGCCAGUGGAAGCGCAAUUUGAAAUCGACUGCGCUUUGAAUGAAAUGGAGGCUAUGGAUUACCGGGAAUGGAACGAAGAUCCUAUGGACUGCCAACCUCUUUACACGAUCCUCGGCACCUGCGUUUACCACAAAAGCUACCUGUUGACGUCCCACAUCAUGCACGUGGACUAUAUAGAAAUCCACUCGUUUCUGAGGAUGAGCGGACUUCUGGAUCUGAUAGAAAAGGAACCGGUCAAGAGCCUCGUGGUCUGGAGAUCCGUUUACCCUCGCUCGUGUCACCGCGGAAUCAUCACCGACCCCAAGACUCAGUUCUGCGUUCCUGACGGCAAAUGGUUCGUCCUCGUCGUCGGCUACGAAACAGAACUACUCGUCUCGCUGUUCGAAACUGGUGGUGACACAGCUCAGCCUAUCAUCGAAGACGGCCCAGAUAUUUUUUACGUCGAAGAGGCUCAAGAGACCCUCAGGCAUAUUCAGAAAGUUGGGGUUCCUACUUAUGCUUCCAAGUGGAUUUUAUCAAACGCCAGACCCGAGACUAUCGAUAUCAAAGACAAACUUAACGUUAAGACGCAUCUCAGUCUCGCCGAAAAUUUGCUGGGACUGAUCAAGUCCGCGGACACUCCUAGCACUCCAGCUAAAAGUACUUCCGGUACUAUUAAAAAAGUACCCGAGGUUACGUCGAUUCUGAAGAAAAGAAGUCCCGAGCAAAGUCCUGUCAUCACUGGAUCAAUGUAUUCCUUUCAAGCUUCUGAAGAAUCCUUGAGCCAGGGUGGUGCAGUAAGUGAAGUAAGUGAUGACGGAGCGCCAAUUUUAGGUAGACGUGCGUUAAGGGAAAAAAUUCUUGCUCAGUCUAGAGUAGAAUCCGACGAAAGUGACACGGAAAUAGAAAUGUAUCGUGAAUGCCAGCAACAACAAUGUCCGUUUGACUUUACGGACAUCAGAGAAAGUUUGCUGAGUCAAUCGGAUUUCAUCCCGCCGAUAAGAAUCACAAGUGGACCCAAAAACGUUCUGAUACAUUUUGUGCAGCUAGACCUGUUUGAAGGCGUGCUGAUGUCUCCGAAGACGAUCGAGCACCCGGAGAAAAACGCGGAGAUAAUCAGCACGUUCAAUGAGUGCGCUCACACGAUUCACAGGCUGCUGAGCAAUACAGUCCGAUUCAAAUCCAUGGCCAGCGAGGACUUGGCCAGUGUGCCGAUCAACAAAAAUCUCGUGGCCAUCAAAGAACACGGGAUUUUAUUCGACUAUGAGAGCGUCAGUUUCUGGGUGAUCGGGCGGCUGUUCGAGACGCCGUGUUUGAGGGAAUUUUAUGUUUGUUAUGAAGAUUCUGUUCCGCAGAAUCUCAUCGAAAUGGCUUUUAGAUUACAAGGCUCAUGGCAUUGAUUGCAAUUAAUAAUUUUUAAAUUCAUUCAUUCAUUUUAUUGACAAU
Messenger RNA from Microplitis mediator, 3143 nucleotides. It is a transcript of the gene in, whose product is annotated as protein inturned. The transcript is spliced from 5 exons. The coding region runs from base 260 to 3097 and encodes 945 amino acids. Gene Ontology annotation, molecular function: protein binding. Gene Ontology annotation, cellular component: cytoplasm; cilium. The record is from RefSeq and is a predicted model, not a curated record. Gene Ontology annotation, biological process: establishment of planar polarity; vesicle-mediated transport; nervous system development. Lineage: Eukaryota; Metazoa; Arthropoda; Insecta; Hymenoptera; Braconidae.